AUGAGUGAAAACCUAAGUGACAAAAAUGGUGUCACAGCAUCAACAAAUGCUUCUUCGGAAGUGAAUUCAAAUAAUCCUAGUACAUCGGCAACUGCUUCUUCAAAACGUACUUCUGUUGUCAAACGUCAAAAAGAAAAACUAGAAGAAAAAGAUGCUGAUGAAUUGGAGAGCGAGCUUGGUGGGGUCGAUGAUCCAUUACCCGAAGAAGAUGAUGAUGAAGAAUAUACAACAUCAAAAAAGAAACCAAAACCAAAACAAGAGCGUCCAAUCCUUGAUCCUGUUUAUCAAAGCCGACUUAAUCAAGAUCAAGCCAAACGUUUUAAUUACUUACUUGAACAAACAGAAAUAUUUUCACAUUUCGUGCAAGAUGGUACAUUAAAUAAACAUCAUAAAGGUCAAUCAUCACCGUUAAAAAUGAAAUUGCCAGUCAAAGCAGAAAAACAAAAAUCAAUCUCUAGUGGAGAUCAUCGUCAUCGUAUGACCGAAGAAGAGGAAGAUGAAGAAUUAUUGCAUGAUGCAAAAGAUUCAGAAAAACCGGAUAUAACAAGAUUUGAUGAAUCACCAUGGUUUGUAAAAGGUGGCGAAAUGCGCGAUUACCAAGUACGAGGUCUCAACUGGAUGAUUUCAUUGUAUGAAAAUGGUAUCAAUGGUAUUUUAGCUGAUGAAAUGGGUCUAGGCAAGACACUGCAAACAAUAUCAUUACUUGGUUAUAUGAAACAUUAUCGUGAUGCUGGUUCACCUCAUAUGGUCAUAGCACCAAAAUCAACAUUACAAAAUUGGAUGAAUGAAUUUCAACGUUGGGUACCAUCAUUAAAACCUGUUUGUUUAAUUGGUUUACAAGAAGAACGUAAUCGUAUUAUUCGAGAAGAAAUAGAACCUGAUGAUUGGGAUGUGUUAGUAACAUCUUAUGAAUGUGUAUUACGUGAAAGUGCUAUAUUGAAAAAGUAUAACUGGCGUUAUAUUUGUAUUGAUGAAGCACAUCGAAUCAAAAAUGAACAAUCAAAAUUAAGUAAAAUGGUUCGAUUAUUAAAAUCAACAAAUCGUUUAUUAAUUACUGGCACACCAUUACAAAAUAAUCUUCAUGAAUUAUGGGCACUUCUGAAUUUUUUAUUACCCGAUGUAUUUGAUUCGGCUGAUGAUUUUAAUGCCUGGUUUGAUACACAAAAAUGUCUUGCAGAUGAUACAGAAUUAGUUUCACGUUUACAUGGUAUCCUGAAACCAUUUUUAUUAAGACGAUUAAAGAGUGAUGUUGAAAAAAAAUUACCACCAAAAGUUGAGACAAAAUUAUAUGUUGGUCUUGCACCUCUUCAACGACAAUGGUAUACAAAAAUUUUAAUGAAAGAUAUUGAUAUAUUGAAUAGUGCAAGCGGAAAAUUAGAUAAAGUUCGUCUGUUAAAUAUUUUGAUGCAAUUGAGAAAAUGUGCUAAUCAUCCAUAUAUUUUUGAUGGAGCUGAACCUGGUCCACCAUAUACAACUGAUAAACAUUUAAUUGAAAAUUGUGGAAAAAUGGUUAUUUUAGAUAAAUUAUUGAUUAAACUUAAAGAACAAGGAUCACGUGUUUUAUUAUUUAGUCAAAUGACGAGAAUGUUGGAUAUAUUAGAAGAUUAUUGUAUAUGGAGAAAUUUUGAAUAUUGUCGAUUAGAUGGUCAAACAUCACAUGAGGAUCGUCAAGCGUCGAUCGAUGCUUAUAAUAAACCCGGUAGUACAAAAUUUUUAUUCAUGUUAAGUACAAGAGCUGGUGGUCUAGGUAUCAAUUUGGCAACAGCGGAUAUUGUUGUAUUAUACGAUAGUGAUUGGAAUCCUCAAGUUGAUUUACAAGCCACUGAUAGAGCGCAUCGAAUAGGACAAACAAAAACCGUUCGUGUAUUUCGUUUGAUAACUGAACAUACCGUUGAAGAACGAAUUUGUGAACGUGCUGAAAUGAAAUUACGUCUUGAUCAUGUUGUUAUUCAACAAGGACGUUUACAAGAUGCAUCGACAAAAUUAGGAAAAGAUGAAAUGUUAUCAAUGAUUCGUCAUGGAGCAUCACAUGUAUUCUCAUCGAAACAAGGCGAAAGUGAAUUAGACAAAGAUAUUGAUUUGGUUUUAGCUGAAGGUGAACAAAAAACGCAAGAAUCACGAAAGAAAUUUGAAGCAUUGGGCGAAAAUCAGUUGAGAAAAUUUACCAUUGAUAAUUCGGAUACAACUGAUGGUGAUGGAAAAGAAACUGGCUCUAUUUAUAAAUUUGAAGGCGAAGAUUAUCGUGAAAAACAAUCGUCUGGUCUUGGUAUUAAAUGGAUUGAGCCACCAAAACGUGAACGUAAGGCGAAUUACGCUGUUGAUGCUUAUUUUCGUGAAGCACUACGAAUGACAGAACCACGUGCACCAAAAGCACCACGACCACCACGUCAACCAAAUGUACAAGAUUUUCAGUUUUUUCCACCAAGAUUAUUUGAAUUAUUAGAUCGUGAAAUCUAUGCAUAUCGAAAGCAAAUAGGUUAUAAAGCUGUACGUGAUCCAGAUUUAGAUGAAAAUGAAGGUAAACAGCAACAGCAAGAAGAACAAAAGAAAAUUGAUGAAUCUGAAUCGUUAAAUGAAGAUGAACAAUAUGAAAAAGAACAAUUGUUACAACAAGGUUUUACAAAUUGGACAAAACGUGAUUUUAAUCAAUUUAUUAAGGCAAAUGAAAAAUAUGGCCGGGAUGAUUUAGAAAAUAUAUGUAAAGAUGUUGAAGGUAAAACGCCAGAAGAAGUUAUGGCUUAUGCACGAAUUUUUUGGGAUCGUUGUCAUGAAUUAACCGAUAUCGAACGUAUUAUGGCGCAAAUUGAACGUGGUGAAACAAAAAUACAUCGACGCAUUAGUAUUAAAAAAGCUCUUGAUACAAAAAUGGCACGUUAUAAAGCACCAUUUCAUCAACUACGUAUUCAAUACGGUACAAAUAAGGGAAAAAAUUAUACUGAAGAAGAAGAUCGAUUUUUAUUAUGUAUGCUUCAUAAGCUUGGCUUUGAUAAAGAAAAUGUUUAUGAAGAAUUACGUUAUGCCGUUAGACAAUCGCCACAAUUUCGUUUUGAUUGGUUUUUAAAAUCACGUACAUCAAUGGAAUUACAACGUCGAUGUAAUACUUUAAUUACAUUUAUUGAACGAGAACAAGAAUUAGAAGAAAAAGAGCGUGCUGAAAAGAAAAAAGGACGAUCAAAGCCAAAUAUGUCGAAUUCACAAUCAACUACAAUAUCAAAGAGCAAUGGUAGUCAAAAACGAAAACCCGAUGCAUUUAUAACACCCGCUGCUAGUUCACCGGCUAAACGAAAGAAAAAAUAA
Messenger RNA from Didymodactylos carnosus, 3297 nucleotides. The record is from the annotation of a GenBank genome assembly. Lineage: Eukaryota; Metazoa; Rotifera; Eurotatoria; Philodinida; Philodinidae.